This is a messenger RNA of Pseudo-nitzschia multistriata, 1569 nucleotides long. Lineage: Eukaryota; Bacillariophyta; Bacillariophyceae; Bacillariales; Bacillariaceae. The record is from the annotation of a GenBank genome assembly.
GUGGAAGAAGAUACCUUUUCCGGAGUAGUUCAAUGGCGCCGAUUCCAUCUCAAAAAUUGCAUCUGUUCGACRAAGAGAAAUUUGAGAAAUCAUGUGUACUCGUACCGUGCUCCUUGAAAAUGAUUUUACAAUUGUACCGAAAGCAAUACAACCACUUUAUAACAGCGAAAACGAUUAUAACAGCGAAAAUGAGUCGAUUAGUAUUCGGAACCAUCGCUCUUGCAAUCAUCGAUCCACUGGCUUGUUCGGGUUUCUCUACCGGARGAAUUCGACCCAGAACGUCAGCGGACAAAGCUAUAAUAUCACAUUCGCACAGUCCUCGCAGCGCGUCACGACAGCUUUUGCAAAGUAGGAUACCGCAACMAUCGCAAUCGCGGCUGGGCGCAACCCUUAACAGCGAACAAGGCAACGAUAAACUGCUGCCGUCUUCCGUCUAUCGSACAAUAGAAGAGGGGAAAAUCGCUGUCGUSCCAAAUUUUCUGAACGAAGCCGAUAUAUUGCCGCUUCGACAAGAUGCCCAGCAACUGUGGCUCGACAACAGAUUUUCUACGGACGCGCUUGCGGGAUACGGCUCAAAAGGGAGUUUCGAUCCAACCAAGGAUCGGGCGGUUCUAAAACUGACCCAAUGGAAACGACCCGACUAYGGAAAUUUUGAAUUGCGUUCGAAGAAGUUUGGUAAUCUGAUGGCUUCCGUCCGACAAGAACUGGCCUCGAAUUUGAACCGCCCGGGACUGGCAGCCGCCGACAGCGCCGCCGUCAAUAAAUACGGCAUCGGAUCAACCGAGAUUUCCUACACUCGGUUCGGUCCCGGGGCCUUUCUCAAACGACACGUCGAUGAACACCACGAAGAAUUGAAGGGACGGGAUGGUUGGGCGCAACCCACGCGGCGGUCGAUAUCCUGGCUGAURUAUUUGAACGAGCCAGACUGGAAUUCCUCGAGAGACGGAGGACAGCUCCGUUGCUUCGAACGCACGCGUCGACCCCUGGGACGGAUCGGUGCGACGACGGGGGGCGAUCUCCAGAUCGGAUGGCUCUCAGCUUCUAUGCAGGGCGAAAUACCGGUGUAUCUGGAUGCAAAAAAUCACGACCAUGGCGAUUGUUCCAUGUAUUUCCUGGAACGCGACGGUAGACGCGCUUACAUCACAAAACCUUUCAAAACCAAUCCGAUUCUGUACGUUGCGGGAUCAGAACAGUUGGUCAAGAAAGUAUUGAUCCAAUCGCCCGAUAUCGCUUYGCGCUUCCGAUUGAUCGAACCCCCCAAGUCGAAAUUGAACGACRUUCUCCGAGGAGAYGAUGCCUAUCUAGGGCAAGGGGAGCCCUCUCGGAACAUCAUUGAAGAAGAAUUGGAAGACGUCGAUCCCCACGGCGGAACGCUCGUUAUGUUUGAUUCUGUGAGUUUGCCUCACGAAGUCUUGGCAACCCGCAAUGGAAGGGAGCGGUGGGCAUGCAGUGGUUGGUACCACGAAGACCAACAAGAAAUAGCCCUUUCCUAAAACGACAUAAGACAAUCYUAGCUUCGAAGAARUAUAGGCUGCGCAUCGCACCCCAGAGUAAAAAAUAAUACCACUC